AUGGGUAAUAGGAUGCUGGCGUCACUUGUAUUUUCUGCUGCUACAACAGAAGUUGUUCUAUUCUUUAGUGGCGAAAAUCAACCAUCAAUAAUUCAUCUAAAGUACCAACGAAACAACCACUAUUCACGACAAUUUAGUAUUUCACAAGAACGGCAACAACAAACGACAGAUGAUAGUAAUAACUCAACAACCCAACCUCAUCUCGCAGUAUUUGAUAAAGAAAAUGGAAGUGAGAAAUCAAAUUUUGUUGGUAAACAGUUUGGAAACGAACUCCGAAAUUUAUCAGAAAAGGAAAUUGUCGUAAGCCAUAAUUUCUCCAUACCACAUGCCGAAAAGCAAUCAACGCAUUUAAAUAAUACCAUACGCAAUAAGAAUAGUAACAAUAUAUUGAAAAAUGAUUGUCAAACUUCUUUGCCAUUCGAACCAAAAUUUGAUCUUGAAUUUCAAUUUUCACCACCAUCAACUUUUAAUGAUUUCAGUGACGAUAAAGAGAACGAAAACGUUCAUAAUAAUGACAAAUUUAUUAAUGAGCUCUGCACUCCUUUUAAAAAGAAAAAUGAAAUGAAAGUUCUGGCUCAAAACUUAAGUAACUCGUGGAGCACACUAAAAAGAACAUCCUGUGUUUCAUCGUUAACACAAUCAAAUCGACUAUCCCAGCGUUUAUCUGAUGAUCGAUCUCAAUAUUCGUCACUAGAACAUGAUAUGAUAAUUGAAAACAUCACUGAUAUUCACAUCUCACCUCUUGAAAUCUCUCAACUAUCGUCUUCUAAAACAAAUGACUAUUGUCCUAUGAGCACUUUAAAUAAACAACAAUCAUUGGAUGCGAAAAAUUGUAUUACCAGAAUUAAUACUCCUCCAUUCUCCUCUCUGGAUAAACAACAGCUGAGAACAAUAACAAAAUUAGGCCUUAGUGCAUCCCAACAUCAACAACGUUCUCCGAAAUCAUUGUACACAAAUUGUAAUCAACAAUUGGGUACUAACAACAAGAAUUUUACAAAAAUAGAACAAAGAUCAGAGUGGAAGAAUUGUCUACUAAGUGAAAUACAAACGGAGAGUAGAUAUUCAAUUUUUCUUGAUCAAACGAUAAAUCGUGAUAGUGACAUAGUACCUCUCAAACCGAUCGAACAGGAAAAAGAAGACUUAAGGAAAUUUAUCAGAGAAAAUGAUCCUAGCUUAUUAAAGAAAUUUGACCAUUUUCAAAAUGUUGUUGUUCAAGAAAAUCAAUUUUCUCAAAAACUUCAUUCAUCUCCAUCAUUAAUCAAUAUCUCAGCACAAGAAUCGUCACAAUCAAGUGUUAUUUAUGAUGACCGAAAAAAAUCAAAUGAUUCAAUGAUACAACCUAUUCAAUCAUCUUUAUUGAGAAAAUUAUCAAAUGAAAUAAUACCGCCAUCGCUAAUGUUAAGAGAAGACAAAGAUCCAUCGAUAAUAGAAAUUCACCUAGAAAAAGAGCCGUUUAAUCAAGUGCAUGAAAAUUUAUUGAAUUUUAUUCUUCCAUAUUAUAAAUCUUUACGUACGAAAAACAUAUGGCCCGAAAAUUUGAAUUUUAUAUCGUUACACGCAUCUUAUGAAUUAAUUAAACAAAUAAGUGAAAAUCAUCGAAAUGUAUACGAUAAUGAUCAAAAUGAAAUAUUAACUCAGUUAAUGUUUAUUUAUUCGAUAACAUCAUUUUUAUAUGUUUUUGCCUAUUGUUCAUUACAAACAGCGGUUUAUCAUGUUGAAAAUAUUAUUUUACAAAAUAUGAAAUAUAUUUGUGUUGGUGUCGAACAUGGAAAACCGCUAUUUAAUAUAUUAAAUAAAACGUAUACAUCAUUUCAAAAUAUUUUGCAUCCCAAACUCUAUCAGACAAAAACUAUUUUGUUAUCAUUUUUGAACGAUAAAAGAAAAAAAUCAUUCCCAGAUCCAAAGUUUCUAAUCGUUGUUCAAUACGAGUCUAUGGAUUUAAUGAAAGAUAUUUAUUCGGUCAUAACAGAUAUUGACGAGAUUCAUCCACAUAUUUAUGACAUGGAAAAGACUUUAACAAAUUUUGAAAUUCUAAAACUACACGAUUUAUCAGUUUUAACUCGCGAUUAUAAUCAUAUGGGCAUAAGCGAGUAUCGUCAACCUGAUAUUUUGAUCAAUUCAUCGACAUCAAUACUAGUAUUUGAUCUCAAUAAAAAAUUAGAUAUAUCGAAAAUUCGACAGAAAAUACAAAAUAUCAUAGAACAAACAAAUCAUUUACAUAUUGCCAUACUGACAAGUGGAUCAACCCCAGAUUUUAUUUUAUCCAGUUACAUAGCACCAAUCAAUCAAAUCAAAUCAUUCCAUCACCUCAAUGAAUUUGCCAUCUUUGUUGCUGAAAUUGUUCAACAAUUACCAAAACCAAAUUAUGUUUUAGCACCAACUGCAAGUGACAAUGUCAAUAUGUCAUGUCUUUCUCUCAAUACACUCAUCGAUCAUUGUCCAGAUAUUCCGUCACUUAACUUGAAAGGAACAGAAAUCACCAUGAUUCAAUCGUUCACAACAACAUCACGAUUAAAAAAUGAUAAAUCGAUCAAAGUUGAAUAA
Messenger RNA from Didymodactylos carnosus, 2544 nucleotides. NCBI's taxonomy places the organism in Eukaryota, Metazoa, Rotifera, Eurotatoria, Philodinida, Philodinidae. The record is from the annotation of a GenBank genome assembly.